Messenger RNA from Patella vulgata (common limpet), 9265 nucleotides. RefSeq names its product integrin alpha-V. Gene Ontology annotation, biological process: cell-matrix adhesion; cell adhesion mediated by integrin; cell-cell adhesion. Gene Ontology annotation, molecular function: integrin binding. The transcript has 31 exons. Gene Ontology annotation, cellular component: integrin complex; external side of plasma membrane. The record is from RefSeq and is a predicted model, not a curated record. The coding region runs from base 170 to 3346 and encodes 1058 amino acids. NCBI's taxonomy places the organism in Eukaryota, Metazoa, Mollusca, Gastropoda, Patellidae.
GAAGUUGGCCAUUUACUUUGGAGUAGAGAGAGGCUAGGAGUGAUUUUGUUAAGUGAUUUUUCUAAACUAGUUACAAAGAUUAUGGUGCUAUAGUUGGGAUUUGAGUGUGUUUUUCAUUAGAAGGAGUUUUUAUAAUUUAGUUUUUUUCAUUUGUUCUAAUAUUGUAAAGAUGUCGUCACUAAGUUUAAGUUUAGGAUUUAGCUGUUUUAAAAGUUUGAAAGGAGUAAGAAUGGGGUCGAGUUCCAUUGGGACUAUGGUUCUACUAUGUGUUCUUGGAAUAUGGACGAACCUGGCAUCGGGUUAUAACGUUGAUGUCGAUUCACCUUUGAUACAUGCUGGAGAGACUGGAAGUAUGUUUGGUUAUGCUGUUUCACAACAUAUAGACCAAGCAACAAGUUGGUUAUUAGUGGGUGCCCCCAAAGGUAUUACGUCACAACCGGGUGUGAACAGGGCCGGUUCUGUAUUUAGAUGUAGGACAGAUCGAAUAGAUUACUGCCAAGAAAUACCCUUCGAUUCUAAAGGUAAUAAUAUACGAUGGGAUGGGAGUAAAUACGUAGAUAUAGAAGAUAAAUCAGAUCAGUGGUUCGGCGCCACCGUACAAAGUUCAGGAGAAAAUGGUGUCAUUGUGGCGUGUGCUCCACGAUAUACAUAUUUUUCUACAACAUUUGAUAAAAGAGAACCAGUAGGUACAUGUUUUGUGGCAAAGGCGUCCACGACAACGUAUGAGGAAUUUUCACCAUGUCGAACAGCGGUAGACAGUCGACUACGAUUUCGAGACCAGUUUGAUCGACAAGGGUAUUGUCAAGUUGGACUUGCCGCAUCCAUUACAAAUAAUGGAGAAAAACUGAUGAUUACUGCUGUUGGGAGUUAUUACUGGCAGGGUCAGUUAUAUAAUUAUAAGAUAGAUGAACCAGAUAAUGUGGUGAAAACCAAUGAAGGUCCAGCAACUGAUGAUGACAGUUAUAUGGGUUAUUCGAGCAGUGUUGGUGAUUUUGAUGGCGAUGAUAUUGAUGAUUUUAUUGUUGGUAUUCCUAAAGCAGAACAGCAUCUCGGAAAAGUGGCCAUGUUUACACAAAAUUUUACGAACAUCGCAAACAUCACUGGCGAGCAGGUUGGAUCUUUUUUUGGGUAUGCCUUGGCAGUCACAGAUUUAGAUGGUGAUGAAUUAGAUGAUGUAAUAGUUGGAGCUCCAUUUUACAGUGAUUAUUCAUCAUCCACUGUUUACGACACAGGACGUGUUUAUAUCUACUAUCAACAAACUACCAAUAAAAAGUUCAAAGAAAAUAGGAAAGAUAUUUUAGAAGGAUCUGACAGUAAAUCACGAUUUGGUUCGGCUUUAUCUAAAUUGGGUGAUAUUAACUAUGAUGGAUACAAAGAUCUGGGUGUUGGAGCUCCAUAUGCUGGUGAUGAGGGACGAGGUGCCAUCUAUAUUUAUCAUGGUUCUAUAAAAGGAAUUAUUACACAAGUUUCUCAGGUGGUCCAUGCGAAAGAUAUUACAACUGGGUUAUCUACGUUUGGUCAUUCUUUAUCAGGUGGUUGGGAUCAAGAUGGUAAUUCAUAUCCAGAUUUGUUGGUAGGAGCGUAUGCGUCGGAUAAAGCUAUAUUUUUAAGAACGAGACCCGUUGUACGAGUUGUUGCUAGUUUAAAGAUUGAACCAGAGAUGAUUAAUCUAGAAAAGCGAUCGUGUAGUUUAGUCGAUGAUACAAGAGUUGCCUGUUUAAACAUCUAUACAUGUCUAGAAUAUAAUGGUAUUGGAGUUCCAAAUGAAUUAUAUUUUGAUAUUGAGUGGACUUUAGAUACCCUACAGCAGAACAAAACCUUGGAAGAACAGAGAGCUUAUUACUUGUUGUCAGGGCUCAUUACUAGACAAAAUAAAACAAUUAAACUUACCAAACAAGAUACAUGGUGUGAUCCUACAUUUGCUUAUGUCAAGAAUGAACCUAGAGACAAGUUGACACCAAUCGCUGUUGAUUUUAAAUUUAAACUUAACGAGCAACCGAAGAAAGAUACACGGGAUCUGGUUCCAAUCCUAGAUCAGUAUAUACCACAGCAAGUCAGACAUCAGGCCCAGAUAUUAAAACACUGUGGUAAAGAUAAUGUGUGUAUACCAGAUCUAGUUGUCAACUCAUUCAGAGUUUCCGCUGCCCAUAUUAUUGGUAGUGAUUCCGAAUUAGAAAUAUUGGUUAUGGUAGAAAAUCGUGGCGAGAACGCCUUCAACUCUCAAUUAUGGGUGACUCUACCUCAUGGUGUGUCUUAUAGAAAUAUUCACGGAAUACAAGCCGUUGUACCAGUUAGUUGUGGAUCUGAAACGAUUGAAGAUGAAAUUUUAGUUAUUUGUGAUCUUGGUAAUCCGUUACCGAGUCGAGCCAAGACAAAUUUUACCCUUCGAGUUUCACCAAAAGAAGUGAACGGAUCAAUGGAUCAACUUGUCUUUGCUUUAAAUGUGAACAGUUCUAAUAUAGAGAAUUUUACAGAUACUGUCAAUAAUUUUGCCAGUGUUUCUAUUCCUGUGACUGCGUCUGCAGAUCUUCAACUUUACGGAAAAUCUACACCUGAACUGAUUAUAUUUAACGCUACCGAAGCCAAAAAAUAUGCCAGAGAAAACAGACGACCAACAAUUGAACAUUUAUUUGAGUUACGUAAUCUAGGACCUAGUGCUACAAAGACAACAGAAUUAAAUAUUUACUGGCCGAGUCAUAAUGAUGAUGGUACGCUGUUGUUACGAUUAGCUCGAAAACCAGUAAUACAGAAAGGAGAGGGAAAUUGUUUUACUUUCUUCUUAUCGCCUUCUAAUUAUUCUUCAUUCCAAUACGAUGAUAAUUUAAACAAAAAUCGUGAUGUUGAUGUUAUUUUACAAGAAUCAAGAAGCAGAAGUAAACGAGAAGACGCCGCCAGAGAAGUUAAAUGUACGAAUCGUUGGUGUUUGAUUAUACGAUGUAUUGUUGGACAGAUGGAAUCUAACGAUAAUUUUCUAAUCAAAAUAACUGGACAGCUUUAUACAGAUUCAUUAAUCAGUUCUGGUUCAGCAGAGACCUUAAUGUUGACAUCAAGAGCCACAGCACAAGUCACAUCCGUGCCAUAUGAUCUCAAAAAUUUAGAUAUAAGUUUAUUUAGUGAAGCGACCAGAGAGGUUAGUACAGCAGUAAAUCCUGAUAAUUUAGUACCGAGACAGAGACCAAUAGAAAUCUGGAUUAUUGCUGUAUCGAUAUCAGCAGGUUUAUUAGUCUUAUUGUUAAUUAUUAUAUUACUGUGGUGGUGUGGAUUCUUCAAACGACGAAAGCCAGAAGAUGAAGGAUACAUGAUGGCUAACGGUAAACAUGAUAUUGAUGAUAAACAGUGGGAAUAAAUUCAGUGCUUUAAAACAUAACCACCAAAUUCCUAAUCAUGUGACAUUUGAAACCGUCCAAUUAAAAACUGUGGUUACCUGUUCGAAUAACGAAGACAUCUGAUGAAUAUGUCGUUGUAAAUUAUUUAAAUAUUGAGUUGCAUGUUAGCUUUAAAUUUUCUCAGUUACAGAAACAAAAAGAUCAAGAUUUUUUGUACAGUUUUUUUUUGUUCAUAUGUCUCUGUUAUGUUUAUGAUUUAUUUAUGUUAAGUUAUGGUUUUUAAAUUGAAAUCCACAGACUAUAACAUCUGGAUAUUCUAGUCAAAGGUAGUCGUGAUUUAAGCCUAAGAAAACAGACAUAUUUUAAUUCAGGUUUUAUUUAUUGAAAUCAGGUAUAAAGUAACCAUUAAGUUUUUGCCGCUUGGAAAGAAAUAUCCAAUAAAAGGUUUCCAACUGAAGAGAUUUGUUAAAAUAGGCAGACUUGUUUAUAUUACAUGACCCCUGUAAGAACUUGAUUUGUGAUGUAUGAUUUCAUGAUUUAACAGUAAUAUCACAUCAUUUUAAACAGAGUAGAAACUACAAUUGUACCUUUACAAUAAAUAUUAAUUACAAUUGUAGGCUACCUUUAAAAUAAAUAUUCAUUUAAAGAAUCUCAGGAGAGAAGUAAGAAUCUCUAACAUUCCACAGAAUCUGUGGCUUAUGUUUAUAAAUCCAUAACAUUCAUUGUGUUCCUUCAAAAUAUGAGUUAUUUCCCUUUCUUUUCCUCGAAAGAACACACUUGUCAUUCAAUCUGUCAUCUCAAAUGUUGUAUUCUGUGUUUUGUCCCAAGUUUUGUAGAGAAGGGAAUCCAGGAAUUAACGCAAGAACACUGGAAUGUUUUCUUUGACUAGUUUAAAAUUAUUAGAUGUUUCUUUCGUGGAUUUGGAUAUGUGGAAUAUCUUAUUUUGUAGGCCAAUUUUGUUAGCGUUCAUGAAAUUUUGGUAUUUGAAACUUCGCUCAUUUUGUUUCUAGAAAGGAAAGAAAAAGCAAAAACGCCUGCCCCUGAAAAGCCUGCCCCUGAAAAGCCUGCCCCUGAAAAAUUUUAGUAAGUUUUGGAAAAUCCUGAUCGAUUUUUGGUUUUGGGUAUUUUUGUUCUUGUCACAUAAAUUUAUAAAAAUUUGAUUAACAAAAGUUGUGGAUUUUUAUUUUAUAGAUUCUAUUUAACAAACUUAUGUUGGUAUUUUGGGAGAAAAAUAACUGAAUUUUGAAUUUAUCAAUUUGUUCAAUUAAUUCUAGUCUCAAUAUUGUACUUUUAUGAUUUUAAGCAAAUUUUGGUAUUAUAUUAUUUUUUAAAAACUUUUUAAACAUUAAUUUUUCUGUUAUUUAAUAUUUAUGGUUUUUGGUUUAUUUGAAUUAUUUAAGGAAACCUUUUUUUAAAUUCUAGAGGUUCUCUUUAAAGAAUUUGUAAGUUUAUUUGAAUGGGCGAUAUUUUUUGAUAUACUGCCGCAGAUCGGCGACUGUUGACAUCACAAUUGUCCGUCUGUAAUCUGUCAAAAAUAAUAUAUAAACUUAUUUAUGAAAAUGAAUAUACUGAAAUAUUUUGAUACAAAUUAUUCUUCUAAACAUACAUUUUCUUGUUUGUAUUCCAUAUAUAUAUAUAUAUAUAGGUCUAGUUGCACAAAAGGUACGUAAAUUUGUAAAAUUGAACUUUUGUGUGAGUAAUUUUACAAAUCCUUUGUGUAGCAUUGCUGUGGUUAUUAUUUGCCUGUUGAUAUCAUAAUAUGCAUAAUAUUAUAUUUGUUUUGAAUUUAAACAUUUUAGUCAUAAUAUUAUAGUUUUAUACAUUAAAUUUUCUGUAUAUUAUUUCUCUUCCAUAUUACAAUCCUAAAGACGGGACUACUUUAAAAUGAAAUCCAUGACAUGCUUAUUUAUUUAUUUACGCAUCUUAACAGGAGCAGUAAUAUCUCAAGGUCAUGGUCAACAGAACUAUUAAACAAACUUCAGUGUGGCACAAUUGGAAUUUAUUAUGGAUGUGUUUCGUUGUCGCAAUGUGAAGUCCAAACAAAAAAGGGAAGUAACUUGACAGUUUCUCUUGAAGAGGAUAUUCCACAAGAUUUAGGUAUGAUUUGCCUGAAUGACAUCAAGUGCGAAAUCAGGAGUAGAAAAUUACACAACAUUUUACUAAAACAAAUUCUUAGUUUGUUGUGAAACAAAUUGUAUUUUAUUAAAAACUAUAUGAGGUCUUUCAGUGAAGGAACGGAGGGUGUAUACCUGGGUGCUUGUGUUUUAUUGCAGCCUUGACAGACGCGAUAUAAACUAAUAGAUCACUUUUAUAAGCAGGACCCAGACCACGAAACAUAGAUUUUGUGUAAACAAAAAGCUUUUUUAUACUUGAGCUAAAAUUUAGAUGAGCUAAUAGAUUAUUUCGUGAUCAUGGGUCUUUUAUUCAUGUGAAGAAUGUAGGCCUGCAACGUGCUUUCUGUUCAUAAUGAGAUAGGCCUACAAGGUGCAUGGUGUUCCGAUAGGCCUACAGGCCUACAAGGUGCUUGGUGUACAGAUAGGAAUACAUGGUGCUUGGUGUUCAGUUAGGCCUACAAGGUGCUAAUUAAGAAAGAAGAAAUUUAGUGUUCAAAUUGUAUAUGCUGCUCAUCUGUGCCAUUUGAAUAUAACCAGAAAUGAGUGAUUUGUGUAGAGCACAAACAUGUCCCAAUAUUAUAAAUAGUAAUAAUAUAUUCUAAUUGCUUAUUUUAUAUACGAAGUAAUCACUUUUCUAUGCAAACUGUUGAAUGAGAUGUAGAUAUAUUAUAUGAUUCAGAUAUUAGAGUUUUUUUUAAAUAGUAAGAUUUGGUUGGUGUAGAAGUAACAAUUAAGUUUGAGAUUUUAUUUUAACCCUUUGAACUUGUAACUCCUGGGGCCUUGAUUCACAAAAAACGUAAGCUAAAAUAUUUUAAAGUUGCAUUCAUUUCUCACUCCUAGUAUAGAUUUGAGCUGUUGACUAAUGUAAAACCUGGAUUAUUUAGUUUUUUGUGAAUCAAGUCUAGUGUGAGUCAACAAUAUUGCCUUAGUUUAAAGGUAGAGAAAAAACUGAAUUAAUCAGAAAAAUUGAGAUAAUUGGCUCAAAGGGUUAACAUUAAGAAGAUUUGAUAUUAUAUAUUAUUUUAUGUUAUAGUUAUUUAUUUAAAUUCCGUAGCAUAUUAUUUUUAGCUGUAAGAUCUGUUCAUAAUUUAAAAUUAUAUGAAGACGUGAUCCAGAAAAAGAUUCUUUCGAAGUUUGUUUAUUUUAUAGAUGUACCAACUCAAUAGUUCAAGGUCCAGUACCUAGAUAAUAAGAAACUUAUGAAAGGAUCUUACAGCUGAGUCUUAAUCCAAAAUUUCUGUCUUGAUAUUUGAAAAAUAUUAAGUGAUUACCAUGGAGAUUGCCACGACUACCAUAAAUAUUGUCAAAACUAUCAUGGCGAUUACCAUGGGGAUUACCAUGACAUAUGAACCCAUUGUAAAGUCUCCAUUAGAGAAAAUUGCAAUAUAAAAUGGGAAUACAGAAGUUUUAUGAUUAUUAAAUUAUAAAUACAGUGGAAUUCAUUUAAUUAAUAAUCUGUUAAUAAAUAUUUCUUUCUGUUUAUCAAAAUAUAAUUUAUUCGAGCUGAUGUAUGUAAUGGACGUGGUAUCCCUCUCAAUACGAUUCCAGUUGAUCCCACAAUAACGGUGUCAUCGAGGUUAACCCCUAUUUCCAUUCAUCCUUCUAAAAAUAAAUAAAUGAAAUGGCGCUUAACAUCCUUCAUCUCUGCUUCUCCCGGGUUAAUGGAGACAGGGGCCAAACACUAUCUGGGUUAAUGAAGACAGGGGCCAAACACCAUCUGGGUUAAUGAAGAUGGGGGCCAAACACCAUCUGGGUUAAUGAGGAUGGCAUAGGCCAAACAGUGUGAAAUUUUGCCGGGCCAGCAAUGCCUUGCCCUACUCUCAUUUAGAAUACCAACCACAGGGUUUAUGACCUAUCCAAACAACUAGAUUAUGUUCCUACUAAGUAGUAAGGUUCCUUUAUUGUUUUUUAUUAAAACAUACAAAGCAUCCAUGUUAUUCAGAAUUAAAUUAAGUGAGUUUCACUCUAUAGAAUAUAGUGUAUAUAUAUGUAUGAUAUUACUAUAGUUAGUUCUUAUUAAUGCUUGUAAAAUAAUAUCUUAUGUGUAUUAAAAUUUCAUACAACUUUUUAUAUUAAAAUUUAAGAAGUUAUCUCAAUUUAUCUCUAUUUUUUUAAGGACUUAAUGAUGUUGUUUUACUGUGUCCAGAAAUAGAUAAAAAUUGAUCAAAUUCUUAAUUUUUUAAAAAAAGUUGGAAAUAUAUAACUAUGGAACAUCAAUGUUUAAGUGUGUAUGGUUUUUUUUACGCUUUUUUUUAGGUUUACAAAUGUCCAUGAGUCCAUGACAUUGAUCAAAAUGUUAUUGUUUUAUGUUUUUGCCUUCAUUAAAAUCCAAACAUCUUCAUAUUUAUCAUAAUAUUUUUAUAUGUAAAAGUUUGAAGUUCUUUUAAUGGACUCUCGACUGAAUGGUCAACUCAACCCUCUAUUUCAUUAAUUAUUUCAGUGUUUUAAAUUCCUUAAUUGUUUAGGAUUCAAAUCUGUUUUUAGUUUAUGAAUAUUUAGGUUAAGAUUAUUUAAAAUUCAUGGAUUAAUUUGAUGUAUAUUUAUUUAAUCUGAAUUGAAAGAAAUUUUUACUUAAAUUUUUUUUUCGUAGCCUAAAGAAUGAGUUGAUCAUUAAGGCCUGUUGUUAUUAGAAGAAAUUUUUUUUCCAUUUUCAUUCAAUAUUUCAAUGUAAAAUAUUGUAACUUAAAGAUUAGAUUUUUAUGUAAUUUUAUAUGAAUACUAAUAAUAUGAUGCAUAUACAUAUAUAUCAUAAUAAUAAUACAUAGGUUUAUUUCUAACAAUAAGCAAUAAGCUUGGCAUUCAGGUAUUAUUUAAGAAUUCUAUUCUGGAAGUUUUUAGAACCACAGAAAUAUCAAACCACAUUAACUAAACUAUUUAUAAGAUUAAAAAUUAUAAGAAUAAAAAAAUGUCAAGACAUUUAUGAGAAUUCUGACAUGAGAGUGACCAAGGUUCAGGGCUCUAAUUAGUCAUAAAUAGAUAAGAAAUUUUCAUCCUGUUUGAAGCACUAAGUGCAAUCUUAUCUGAGCUGUGAGUGUGUAUAGAAGUUAUUUUGUUUUGUUGUCUGUAUAUCAAGUGUUAAAAUUUCUGUAAAGUUCUGAAUAUUUAGUCUAGUUAAAUAAAUGAUUUUUUUUUAUGAAGUUUUAGUAUUAAAACCGGGAUCUAGAUACUAAAGAAAUAAUGUUACCUAUGAAAUUACUAGUAAAAUUAAUUCUUUUUGCAAUACCAAAUGUCUAUAUUACAAUAAAACAUGUCUUCCUUAUAUGCUUCUAAUGUUAAAAUACUGUUGUUUUUUUAUUUUGUCUUCCCAAUUUCUUAAUUUACAGAAGAUUACAAAUAAAAAUAUAUCUUCAUCAUUUUAUCUUGAUACGACUUUUUAAACAAUCCCAAAAAAUUAAAAUUACUACUCAAUUGUACAUAAUGAGUCGAAAUUAAUCAUUAAAUAAAUCAUUUAACAUUUUCAAUUAAAAAAAUCUAACAAUAGCCUGCCUAGCCUGGAAAUAAACCACCAUUCACAGACAAUGUCAGAAACACGCUAGGCACAAUUCCUUUAGUGUCGGCCAAUUGAUCAGACAUUGACUGUCUUCUUUUCUGUUUUUUUUUUAUUUGGUUUCUUUUUUGGGAAUAUUUUUAGUCGUAUCUUGGGCAGAUUUAAAAUGGACAGGCACAACUUUAUUUCCAGGCCAAUGGACCUUAAUAAACAGUGAUGGACAGAGACUUGUAUUUUAUACUAUGGAGAUUAAUUGUGUAGAUCUCAUACUAUUUCUAUUGUUGUGAUGUGUAGAUAAUGUAAAAUAUCACUAAUAAAAUAUUUCUUUUAUAAGUACA